Molecule: messenger RNA, 588 nt
Organism: Porites lobata
Lineage: Eukaryota; Metazoa; Cnidaria; Anthozoa; Scleractinia; Poritidae
Source: the annotation of a GenBank genome assembly
AUGUGGAAAGCAAACAAAAGGGUUGAGAACAGUGAAGGUUAGUAGUAAAGGGCGUAUGUUUCACUCCGUUUUACCUACUGGAGUUUCAUGCAAACCGUUGAGUAUUGCCGUAUCACAGGGUUGUAGACUUGGAUCAGCAUAAAUAGUUUGUAUAGAAAAUAUACAAAACUUCAAAGCGAUAAAGAAGUAAACAAACUCUAAUUAAUUGUGGUUAAUAUUAAAACAAAAAUGUUUAAAAAAAUUGGCGCGAUAAUUCGUUUUUUUUUGAUAACUUUCUCUCCUUGACGGUCCUUUCCAUCCGAAUAGGACUGAAUUAAAUAAACUCGGCAUUUGGGUUGCAUUUCCCUGCCGAAUUAACAAUAUCCUGGGUAGCUUAUUUUUCGUGUGAGUGUAAUGACUAUUUCUCUUGUAGAUGGGAUUGAAUUGAAGGAUGUCAAGGUUCAGUCAAACUCCAGCAAAGGCAACCUAAAAGAUAUUGAGGACAAACUGGGACAGUUGGUUUGUGAAGUCGGGAAAUUACAAGAACAACUUGUUAAUAUUUCAUCUCAAGCAAAUGGGACUUUCUCACAGAGCACAACUCACAUGUAG